This is a messenger RNA of Bathycoccus prasinos, 1422 nucleotides long. The record is from the annotation of a RefSeq genome assembly. NCBI's taxonomy places the organism in Eukaryota, Viridiplantae, Chlorophyta, Mamiellophyceae, Mamiellales, Bathycoccaceae.
AUGAAAACCUUGUAUUCCCUGAGGAGGUACUUCCACGUGGAAACGCUCUUUAAUUCAACUCUUGUUGUUGGUGGUCGAGAUCAAGAAUCUACUGGGUUCGCUUGGUGGUCUGGAAACGCUCGUCUUAUCAACCUUUCUGGUAAACUUCUUGGUGCACACGUUGCACACGCAGGACUUAUUGUAUUCUGGGCUGGAGCUAUGAACCUCUUUGAGGUUGCACACUUCGUACCUGAGAAGCCAAUGUAUGAGCAAGGAUUAAUCCUUCUCCCGCACCUUGCAACACUUGGUUAUGGUGUUGGUCCUGGUGGGGAAGUUCUUGACACAUUCCCAUACUUCGUUUCUGGAGUUCUUCACCUUAUUUCAUCAGCUGUUUUAGGUUUUGGUGGUGUUUACCACUCAAUUAUUGGACCAGAAACACUUGAAGAAUCGUACCCAUUCUUUGGAUACCUUUGGAAAGACAAGAACAAAAUGACAACAAUCUUAGGAAUUCACCUCGUACUCCUUGGAUUUGGUGCUUGGCUUCUUGUAUGGAAAGCAAUGUACUUCGGUGGUAUUUACGACACAUGGGCUCCAGGAGGAGGUGAUGUGCGUGUAAUUAACUACCCAACUGGUAACCCAGGAGUAAUCUUUGGAUACUUACUUAAAUCACCAUUCGGUGGUGAUGGUUGGAUUGUUAGUGUAGAUAACAUGGAAGAUGUAAUCGGUGGACACAUUUGGAUCGGAACAAUCGAGAUCCUUGGUGGUUUAUGGCACAUCUUCACAAAGCCAUUCGCAUGGGCACGUCGUGCUUUCGUAUGGUCUGGUGAAGCGUACCUUUCAUACAGUAUUGCAGCAGUGUCAGUAAUGGCAUUCGUAGCAGCAGUAAUGGUAUGGUUUAACAACACUGUUUACCCUUCAGAAUUCUUUGGACCAACUGGACCAGAGGCUUCACAAGCACAGGCAUUUACAUUCCUCGUUCGUGACCAGCGUUUAGGAGCAAACAUUGCUUCAGCACAGGGACCAACUGGAUUAGGUAAAUACCUCAUGCGUUCACCAACUGGAGAAAUUAUCUUCGGUGGAGAAACUAUGCGUUUCUGGGAUAUGCGUGCUCCAUGGGUUGAGCCACUUCGUGGACCAAACGGGCUUGAUUUAUCAAAACUCAAGAACGAUAUUCAACCAUGGCAAGAGCGUCGUUCAGCUGAAUACAUGACACACGCACCGUUAGGAUCUCUUAACUCUGUAGGUGGUGUAGCAACUGAAAUUAACUCAACAAACUUCGUAAACCCACGUAGUUGGCUUGCAACGUCACACUACGUAUUAGGUUUCUUCUUCUUUGUUGGACACCUUUGGCACGCAGGACGUGCACGUGCAGCGGCUGCUGGAUUCGAGAAAGGAAUUGAUCGUGAUACAGAGCCAGUACUUUCAAUGCGUCCUCUUGACUAA